GCACGACGUUCUUCGACGUCUCAGGUUGUACCAAGUUCUCACAUUCCGUGUCACUUUUCCGUUCUUCUAAACAAAUUGUUUCGUUUUUAUCAACAUGGAAGUAUACCAACCGCCCAGCAUUCUUUUGUUGCGGCUACACUUACAGUUUGCAGUGCAAGAGAUGUGAGUGAGCUGCACUUGUAGCUGUACCACAUGCUGUUUUGAAGCUCCACCGAUUUUAUUUUGCAGGACAAGGCUUUCUUAAUUCUAAAAAUUCUGGUUCACCCAUUCCACUUGCUACGACGAACUACGAACUAACCAACACCCGCAAG
Molecule: messenger RNA, 311 nt
Organism: Amoebophrya sp. A120
Lineage: Eukaryota; Dinophyceae; Syndiniales; Amoebophryaceae
Source: the annotation of a GenBank genome assembly